Messenger RNA from Schistosoma margrebowiei, 8085 nucleotides. The record is from the annotation of a GenBank genome assembly. Lineage: Eukaryota; Metazoa; Platyhelminthes; Trematoda; Strigeidida; Schistosomatidae.
AAGGGUCUCCGUCAGCGCUUAGGUUUAAGUGAUGUCUAGGAGUAUAGACCACUGAGAUUUUGACCUUAUGGCAGCAAAGUCAAAAAGGUUACUGAAAGUUAUAGAUGGAAUACGUUCUUGGAAUAUUAGCUCGUCUCAGCCAAAUUCGUCACCAAAGUCAGCCAUUGAAAUCGAUGAGUAUUUAAAGAGUGAACAUUUCCAAGUUGGAAAGAUCGCUGUGCACGGUUUUCCCCACCAACCAACUUGUAUCGCUUUUGAUCCCGUUCAACGAAUUGUUGCUAUCGGAACGAAGUGUGGGUUCAUCAGAAUUUUCGGAAGACCAGGUGUGGACUGUAGCAUCUGUCAUCCCUCAGCAUCUGCUGUCCUUCAAAUAUUCUUUCUCGUCAACGAGGGUGGAUUGGUGUCCAUUUGUGGUGAUGACGUUGCACACUUGUGGAACAUACGACAAAAGAAUCCAGAAAUAGUACACUCGUUACAGUUCAAACGUGAACAUUUGACUUGCGGUCAUCUUCCUGUUGGCAGCAGUUGGCUCUAUUUGGGUACUGACAAGGGCAACGUGAAUUUCAUAAGUGUUCAACGGUUUACUACAUCGGGCUAUGUGAUUAAUUGGAACAAGGCUAUCGAUCUAUCUCAGUCGUCUCAUCCGGGGAAAGUUAUUCAGAUAGCUGAGAAUCCUCAAGAUUCAAACAAGAUUCUUAUUGGUUAUUCUUCGGGAUUUCUUGUAUUAUGGGAUCUAAAAACCAAACAGGGUGAUGCUCGUUUCAAACAUACAGAUAGUUUGUAUAGUGUAGUCUGGCACUGGGAUGGAAAAAGUUUCCUUACUUCGCAUAAUAAUGGUUUACUUGCAACUUGGUUAAUUCGCCAACCACAACGUCCAGUUUCUGUGAUCUGCCCGCAUGCCCCUGGUGAAGCGGUUCCAGAUGACUAUAUAUUUUACGAACCGAUACGUUUGGUAGAAUGGCUGCCUACUAGAAAUGGCGAACCAUUCAUUAUCUUUUCUGGUGGUGGCCGUUCUCCUGGAGCUCAAACUGUCAUUCAUUCAUCAGUAGCUACUACUAAUGUCUCCUCGACGUCGUUACCUAAUUCAGAUCCAUCUGAAAAUGAUCCAAAUUUAUCAUCAUCAUCAUGUAUGGUUUCUAGUAAUCAUAUGUUGACUAUCAAAAGAGGCAAAAAGUUGGUUGUUUUACAAUUGGAUCAUAAACUUGUUCAAUUUACAACUCUUUGUAUGUCUCCUUACACAAGUGAGACAAUGGAUCCUUAUGCAGUUGCCAUAUUAUUACAAGAAGAUCUUGUUGUUAUUGAUCUUUUAUCUACAAACUUCGCAACAUUCGAAAACCCAUAUCCAAUGGAUUUGCAUAGUUCUCCUGUCACCAGCUGUUUAUAUUUAGUUGAUUGUCCUGGAGACUUGAUACCUGCUUUCUAUUCUGUUAGCAGUCGUCGGAAUCGUACUCAAAGUGGCACGUGUGCCGAACCUGAUGUAUUCAGCAGUCGCGAAUGGCCUAUUACUGGAGGAGAAUGGAGAUUAAGUAAUCAACAAGUUCCUGAAUUAAUCAUAACGGGACAUGCUGAUGGAUCUGUUCGAUUUUGGGAUGCAUCGGAAGUUUCGUUGACGCCACUUUAUAAGUUUCGUACUUCGAAGUUGUUCGCAAACCCAUCAACUAGUACAUCUAAUCCUGUUGAAACAGGCAGUACCUCACUUUCUGAUGCAAAAGAUACCAAUGCUCAAUAUUCUUCGAUUUUAUUAGCAACUGAAAGCGAUCCUUUUGCCAUACAUUUUAUGCACUUCUGCUCGGAUUCCCGUAAACUGUUAACUGCAAGCAGUUACCAUACUUGUUUAUUACACUUCAGUCGUCGAGAAAUAAAUCUUGAGACUGCAGUUAUGGAUAUCAAUAUGGCUUAUGAUGGAUUAGAUGAUAUUGGUUUCGCCUAUUCAACUGGUGAUACUUUCUCUGAUGAUCAUUUGAAUACUGCUGAAAAUUUAUCCGGUAACGUGACUAAGGAUACUGUCCAACAGUCAUUACCUCAUGUAUCCAGUGGAAGUGUUAGCUCUUAUCAAUCUGCAUCUCCAACAGAAAGGGAUUUACGUGUAUUCGUUCCAGUACGUCAAGGUAGCCAUCAUUGGCCUCCAGGCUACCAACCACUUCUUGUUUGUCGUGUAGGCAUACUUGGACUAAACUUUGAGUCAAAUCUAAAGUCAAGUACCGAUCCUACAUCUUCCUGUUUCAUCCCUCCGCCAUCCAUUACAGCUAUUAGCAUGAGUUCAGCUUUUAGUUUAAUGGCUAUUGGAAGUGAAUUCGGCAUUGCUGUUGUGGAUUAUAUUCACAAGAUUUGCUUGCUAUCUAUUUCAUCUUCUGACUUAUUAAGUCGCGGUCCUAUCAAUCUAACUGGGUCGUCUGCUUCGGGUGAAGUGAAAUUCUGUGAUCAGAAUAAUAGUUCAGCUGGCUCAACUUCGUUGGCUAAUACAUGCAUUAUAAACAAUCAGACAGCUUUGAAAAACGUCCACUCAAAUUCAGAUGCUGCACAAUCGAGUGAGUCAUCUAGUACCGGUUAUACAACACGCUAUGUAUUGUCAAGAGCUACAACUGUCAAAAGUGAAUUGAAACGUGCCAAGUCCCAAGUGGUUUUGGCCUGUCGAACAAAUCAAUCAUCUCGUCAACAAGGACAAACGUCUAAUGCACAAAACACUUCUUCAGAAAAGUGCUCCGACCUUUCACAGUUUUCACAUCCGGGAAGUUUAACCGCAAGUUCUAGCUCAUUAGAUAAUCUAAACUGUGAGACAAUUAAAACAAUUUUAUUCAGUGAAUGGAUAUCCCCUAAACAAGACUUACAUUUUGUCCCAAAUCUCUGGAUCGGGACAUCUCGCGGAUGUGUCCUUGCUUUGAAUCUAAAGUAUCGAGUAUUGAAUAAUGUCCCAAUCAAUCACUCAUAUUGUAUUGCUUCUUUGUAUCGUUUACGUGGAGAUAUUAUUCACAUUAGCCUGUUGGAUAAUACCGGUGAUAUUUUACCGAGUCCUUCUGAGCGUUGGGAUGAUUCAUUUAUUUUCAAAGGUGGUGCUGCCUCUGAACUUUCGAAACAAGCAUCUCUUAUAUCUUGUUCAUCCAUAUGUUCUGAAGGAACUUCUAUGUAUACUAAUGCUGACGCAUAUAGUUCAACUGAUACUGGUUUCAAGUCUUGUGGUGGUGGUGGCAGUGUUCGAGCAUUGAAAGAGUCAGUUAUUCGACAAAAUACAGUCACCACACAUACGUCUUCAACAUCAACAUCGGGUCACUCUAGUACUAUACUAUCCAAUACUAUGAGCGGUGGUGUUAGUACAUUUCAGUCAAUUGGUACAACUGGACUUGAUUCUCCUACAACAUCCAAAGGUUUUAUCGAAUGUGACCGACAGCUGGUUGUCCUUUGUUCAGAAAAGCAAGCUCGAGUAGUUGCACUUCCUUCACAAAAUUGUCUUUAUAAGGUAAAAAUAACUGAAACAAGUCAAGUGGUACGUGCUUCCGUACAACGUUUGAGACCAUCGCAUAAUAGCGGAGCAUCAACGGCUAGUUUCCUCGCAUGUUAUCUUGCAAAUGGACAUUUUGUUGCCUUCUCAUUACCGAGUUUACGUUUACUAAUGGAUGUGGAUUAUUUACCGUAUACAGAAUGUGUAAGCCGUUCGUUUGCAUUUGGUCAGUAUGGUCAAUCUGUGUAUUUGGUGUCGCCCUCAGAAUUAACUAAAAUCACCUGGGCAUCAGAUGUUUGUGCGAAUUUACGUGAUAUGCAAGGUGAGAUAUUUCUACCAAGUAAUAUGCCAGAACCUCCUAAGAAAAACUUUUUUAAAAAUUUGUUAAGUGGAACUUUGGUAUCUUCGUUAGAUCGAGAUGAAUUGUGUAAGUUUAACCAUAUUACUACUUCCUGUCACAGUUCUUUUGCUUAGUUCUCAUAAUUUUAUUUCAUAUACCGUUCAUACUAUUCUUUUCGUAAACCACUGAUAAUUGUUUAGCCUGUUUUUAUUUCAGAUUGUUUUCCACAAUCAGUCAACUUUCUUUUGUUUACAAUGAGUUAUUCUACUUUCAGUUUAUGAGUAGUACAUCUUUUGGCAUAGUGAGACUUUAUCGACAAUCUCAAUGUCUUUUGUCACUAAGAUUUAGAGUGAUCAUUUUGUUUCGUAUCAUAUUUACGAACUCAUACAAUAGAUUUUAUGUCAGAUUCGUUCAGUGAAACUAAGUAAAAACUUUGAGUUACACUGGAUAUAGAGUGAAGUUAGCAAAACCUAAAAUCAUAAAUUAACUCAAAUAAAUCAUUGUAGUAGCCUUAAAGUGUAUUCAAAUUAUUCAAGUUGUAGAUGAAGAUGAUUUCUUUAUUGAGAUGAAGCAAAUUUAUAUAUAUACUGAAUGCUUUUAACGAACGUAUUCUGACUAACUUUUGCGAAAUUAAUGUUGACAAGUUUGGUUAUGCGUGCCAAAUUGGUAAAUAGAAGCCUUGUUUAUCUGUAGAUUACAUUUGAUACGAUAACGGCAUUUAUAUGUAUAUAUGCUACGAAAAAGUUUUAAGUUGGGAAAUGAAUGAUAUGUUUAUCUCAAUUGGGAUAUGAUAGGGAAAACUAGUAAAUUAUCCCUUCCCUUACUACAUUUUGCAUUCUUCAUUAGCCAUUUAUUGUUAAAUGAGUCAUACUAUCUGGGUUGAAAGCAGUUUUGAUUCCUUAAUUUUCUCUAGCAGUUCAGUUUUUUGAAGUGAACUCGGUUAGGGUUUAGUCACUCCAAUAAUUUUAUCAAUUGAUCGCACCGUUGUAACACUAUCAUUUCCCAAGUUUUUGCAUCAAACAAGGGUUUCGCCUAUCACUUAAAACUAAAUGGGUCAUUUUAAAUUUUGUCUGACAUUUCAGUCAGUUUCUCAUUCUUGGAACACUUCCAUCAACGUUUAAGCAGUAGUAAUAAAAUGUUUACGUAGUCAAGACUAAUUAAAGAUUUCUGUAUGCCAAUUUUCUCAUCUUUAAUUUGAUUUUAUAACUAAGAGUUAACCAUCUCGAUCGUGGUAAGAAUAUCAGAUUGAAUAGUUGAAAGAGUUAAUGAAUCAACUCAGACUACCUUCGUUUGUUAUAUUUUUUGGCUCAGUAAAUUUUUUAUUUGUACACUUAAAGUGACAUUUAUCAUAUGUCAUUUAACUAAAAAAGAUCGCGCGCAAGCCUAGUAAUAGUAUAUAAUCGUAUAACUAUCGUAAGAAAUAUUUAGACAAGCAAUUUGUCUUCGGUAGAAAGAAAAUGCUUUUAUCAGUACUGUUCAUUUUGUGACAGCUUUUACCAACCAUAGAAAGUGCAAAAUCGAGCUUGAACUAAUUUUUGCAUAUAUAAAUAUUUUGGAGUAAAUCAGAUUAGAAUAGUAGAUAUAGUGGCUAUGCUCGAGAUGAAAGUGGUUUCAGUUAAGUUGACAGUAAGUCUGCAAGUUGGAAAUAAUCAACAACUUUAUGUUUGGUAGAAUUUCGAACACCGAGUGGUAAUAGAAAAGAUUAGGCACCAAAGAUACGACUCGAAAUGAAAAUAUAAAUUGGUGGAAUAAGACACAAAAAGAUUUAUAAGCAAUUUAGAAUCUCAGGAUUUGAGGAAAGACAAAUAAUAAAUACACCUGCGCCGUUGCAAAUAAUUCUGAGCUAUGUUAUUUAAGAUUUCUAACCAUUGGUUACGAUAAUCACGCGAAGGAUUAGUUGUGAGGAUAGAAGAACAAUUAAGAGAUGAAAGAGGGAUUCAGUCGUCAACAAGAUAAUCCCGGGUGUUUGUAGCGAUAGGAGGGCGGUUGUUACUACUUGGUUGCCCAUACUAUGGAAUGGAUUUUUCUUCGUGAUGGACCCCAAAAAGCUGAAUUUCUGGUGGUCUUAGCGACCUGGAAGCGUGACCACAAAGCACAAAGUAAAACUGCUUGAGGGCGGUAGCGCACGGCCUUUUAUGGGAUGCUUUUGAUGAGUUGGAUUCGCACUUUCAAAGGCCUUACUGUCGAGGACGGAAAUCCUUGGGGUAAGGUGUGACAUUUUUAGGGUCGACCCUUUCUAACCUGUUGCUUUCGUUACGAGAAGAGAGCAUCGCUAAAGAUGCUGGUUGCCUGAGUGAAACCCCUUACUACUGUUACACUCCACUACAGUCAGCAAUACAACUUCGCCCUCUGGUUCUAAGUUUCUGCUUCUAAUCUUACCGUUCUCCAACCGUCGUGUACGCAAGAUACUCAAUAUCAGUCGGCCAUAAACCAUCAGCAACAGCCUACUGUGAGAGAGAAUAUACUAGGUUCCGGCUGAGGAAAUUAGGAACAGAUACUGGAAGUGAAAAUCACCAUACUGCAUCACGAGGCAAGCGCCAAGUCGGAGUCUUGAAGGGAACCAGUAAAGAGGAAGGUCGGGAACCGGAAGCAGACAUGAGAAAGAUCAAUAGCAACUGGGAAGGAUUGUCCAGGACGGAGUUAGAUGGAGGAUGCUGGUGAGCGACCUAUGCUCCUUGACGAGGGGUAACAAGUAUAAGUAAGUAAGCUCCCCAACCAACCAACCUGGCAUAGUAGAGCCUAAAGGAAUAUUUAUUCCAAGCAAUAUAGUCUAGUUGAGUCAUCGCAAUAGGUAUGCCAUCAAAUUAAGGUAGCAGCUGCGGUUGAGCGGUUACUUAUUAAAGAUGUUCAAACUCAGUGUUCACUGAGUUCACACAACAAAGAUAAGCAACUAAACAUUAUCUAGGUUUGUUGGCUGUAAAUUACUGUUCUCUUAAUCAUCGUUGUUAGGUAAUUAUUGAAAUAUAUUUUGACUUUUUUAAUAUGUUGGAGCAUGGUAAACAUAAGCCAUGCAAAUUCUGUAUGCAGCCGCACUUUGUCAAGCUGCAUUUUACUUAGACUAUUGUCUUCGAACCAAAGUUCUCAUUUUCAUUGAGUCAUUGUAGUGAGGUAUUAUAACGCUCAACACAGUAGUCACAAAUCAACACCAGUGGAUUUAGGUGGUUUAUAUCAUGUAACAAAUACACAGAAAUUCUCAUUCUCUAGUUUGUUCUUGCUUUAGUUGGUGAGGCAAGUUCGGGGAAGGGGACACCUGGCGCUACUACUUUACUACCAAAUGCUCGUUUGGAAAAGUUAUCUGGUCAAACUGGUGCUGCUUCUUCUGAAAUUGCACGAGCUAGAAAUGCUGCUAUCGAACGUGGUGAGCGGUUACAGCAAUUAGACCUACAAACGCAAGAGAUGGCUGAUCAAGCUAAAGGUUUUGGUCGUUCUGCUGCUAUUCUCGCUGCCAAAUACGAGAAAAAGGACAAACGUUGGGGUUUGCCAUUCUAAAGAAGACUAUUAUUGCAGCAAUUGACUCUUCCUUAUUUUCCUACUUGAUUGCUCUCAGGUAACUUUGUUGACUUAGUAUUUCGGGGCCUACAAGAUUUCGUAACUGUGUUCUAUCUCACUUUAACCCAUGUGCUAAAAACAAUGGUGAGCGAUAUUCUACUUUCAUAUUGAGGACGAGUGAACAUUAUGUUUAUAUUUUCGUUCUUUGGUUUUCCUCCUUAAUAUAUAUCCGAUGUAAUAACAUGUACGCUGUAGGGACUUACGUUUCUGUAUGCUUGUGACUAAUCAUCACUGUAACCGUUGUUUUUGUAUUGACUGUGGAUUUUGAAAUUCUUAUUGUAUUUUCUGUUGCGUUAUCAAGAUGUUUAUAUUUGAGUUAUUAUUUUCUAGCAUCAUACGGAGUUCUUGUUUGUGAUGUCUUACACAAUUCGUGUUGUUGGUCACCACUCUAUAUCCAUCAGAUAUACAUCAUGAAUAUUCACUUGUUCAAAGGAACACAAUUCCUCCUCUUGGUUAAUUUACAUUAACAACUGUGAUUGCUAUUUUUGUUGUACUGUUGGAUCAUAUGACAAUUUUGUCUCACCACUCACUUUAUAUAUAUAUACCUUCUAGUCUUCAUUAGCUGAAUCUUAAUUAUUUCAUAAGCUUGUAAAAGCGUCGAACGCAUUAUUUCAAAAUCGAUCGCUCUUUUCAGAAGCUCUCUGUCACAUUCAUCCCUAAAUUUAUUGGGUCAUUUUACUCAUUAUUUUUCAUUUCGUAUGUUCUAUUUAUAUCAUUAAAACUUAGAAACAAAAUAACCAACUUUGUCCAUCGUUUUCUU